Molecule: messenger RNA, 675 nt
Organism: Pseudomassariella vexata
Lineage: Eukaryota; Fungi; Ascomycota; Sordariomycetes; Amphisphaeriales; Pseudomassariaceae
Exons: 2
Coding region: 1-675 (224 amino acids)
Source: RefSeq, a predicted model, not a curated record
AUGAGAACAGUGUUCACGGCGGGCCUUUUAGGCGUCACAGGAGGUGUAGCAAGCGUAGGCGCCGGAAUGGCUUACUUGGCGGCUGGCACGUCGAUUGUGAGCAUUGCACACAGCGACCCGUGGAACAAGACGAAGACGUACACCAAGUACAACCCUAAGGGCAAUCCUGCCCUUCAGGACGACUGUACGUCGCGCAUACCUUUGCGUAAGAUUAGACCGGAGUUGCGGGACGACGAGAAAGCCCUUACGCUCGAGUUUUGUCGCGGCAUCUGGAGUGGGUGGGGUACCAAGUUCCAGAAGCGCUACGAUGCGCCUCCCGGUACAGAGCAGCAGACGUGGGAGAUUGCGGACUUGGCCGUAGCCAAGUACGAGAAGGGCCUGAAGUUCUCGAACCAUUUUGAGGUAGUCGAAAACCAGGGCAAUGAAAUUACCGUCCGGUGUGGAGGAUCGCCGCUCAACCCCGGGUUGAGAAACUCGGAUGGUCUGGUUCUCAUCAGCGCUCGCAUAAAUCGGGAGAAGGAGGUUGCUGAAUUUAGUCUCAAGUCGGCUUUGUUCGAUAGCGCCGGCACGUAUCCUGAGGGUGCGGUGCAUGGUAUUCCGCCCAAGAUUACUUUCUUGCAUAAGUGGUAUGUGAGGAUGUUAGUACAGGCUGGUGUGGGGAAAGUCAAGGCAUGA